AUGGCUACUUCCUCUUCCUCUUCGCCUCCGCAGAUGAAAGACGAAGAUCCUGUAAACUGGGCGGAGCUUCCAUCGGAGCUGACGGCUUCGAUUCUGGUCCGUCUUGUCGUGGUUGACAUACUGAAAAAUGCCCAGAAAGUGUGCAAACCGUGGCGCCGCAUCUCUAAGGACCCCUCGAUUUGGCGGAAAGUCGACAUGCAAAACUUGGAAGUGGACGACUACUUCUUGAGUCUCAUCUGCCGUCAAGUUGUUGAUCGCAGCGAGGGCGGUUUGGUCGAAAUCAAGAUUGGCAACUUUGGUUACGAUUCCCUCCUCACCUACAUCGCCGACAGGUUCUCUAACACCUUUUAA
Microthlaspi erraticum is the source of this 351-nucleotide messenger RNA. Lineage: Eukaryota; Viridiplantae; Streptophyta; Magnoliopsida; Brassicales; Brassicaceae. The record is from the annotation of a GenBank genome assembly.